AGUCGGAGUGGUACACGGCCCACGGUGCAGACGCGGAACUGGCGCGCGCUCCGAGUGGUGCCCGCGCCGAGGAGCGACUGACGCGCUGCCGGGGGACGUCUGGCCGAACCUGGCCGGUCCCCCGAGACGCGGGAGACUUGGAUUGUCGGAUAAUAUCAGAAUUCCUCCUGGGAACAUUGAUUCCACGCUUGGUGCCUUGAAGUUUCUCUGAGAUGAACUGAUGAAUCAGAACCAUGGUGCAAAAGAAGAAGUCCUGUCCUCGGUUACUUGACUACCUAGUGAUCGUAGGGGCCAGGCACCCGAGCAGCGAUAGCGUGGCGCAGACUCCCGAGUUGCUACGGCGAUACCCGCUAGAGGACCACGCCGAGUUUCCCCUGCCCCCGGAUGUCGUGUUCUUCUGCCAGCCGGAGGGCUGCCUGAGCGUGCGACAGCGGCGCGUGAGCCUGCGCGAGGACACCUCUUUUGUCUUCACUCUCACCGACAAGGACACCGGAGUCACGCGUUACGGCAUCUGUGUUAACUUCUACCGCUCCUUCCAAAAGCGCGUGCCUAAGGAAAAGGGGGAGGCCGGGGCAGGGUCCCGUGGGAAGGAAGGACCCCAUGCCCCCUGCGUCUCAGAAGAGGUUGGCACCGAGAGCUCGGAGAGCGGCCCGUCCCCGCAGCCUCCCAGUGCUGACCCCACCCCGGCAGUGAACCAGUCUCCUCGGGGCAAACGCCGGGCCAAGGCGGAGGGCCGUUCCCGCAACAGCACUCUGACGUCCCUGUGUGUGCUCAGCCAUUACCCCUUCUUCUCCACCUUCCGAGAGUGUCUGUACACCCUCAAACGCCUGGUGGACUGCGGUAGUGAGCGGCUGUUGGCCAAGAAGCCGGGCAUCCCUCGAGGCGUACAGAGGGACACCAUGUGGCGCAUCUUUACUGGAUCGUUGUCAGUGGAGGAGAAGUCCAGUGCCCUUCUGCACGACCUUCGAGAGAUUGAGGCCUGGAUCUAUCGAUUGCUGCGCUCCCCAGUACCCGUCUCAGGGCAGAAGCGAGUGGACAUCGAGGUCCUGCCCCAGGAGCUCCAGCAAGCGCUGACCUUUGCUCUUCCAGACCCCUCUCGAUUCACCCUCGUGGAUUUCCCACUGCACCUUCCCUUGGAACUUCUGGGUGUGGACGCCUGUCUUCAGGUGCUCACCUGCAUCCUGUUAGAGCACAAGGUGGUGCUGCAGUCCCGAGACUACAACGCACUCUCCAUGUCUGUGAUGGCGUUUGUGGCAAUGAUCUACCCCUUGGAGUAUAUGUUUCCUGUUAUCCCGCUGCUGCCCACCUGCAUGGCGUCUGCAGAACAGCUGCUGUUGGCUCCAACCCCGUACAUCAUCGGGGUCCCUGCCAGCUUCUUCCUCUACAAACUGGACUUCAAAAUGCCUGAUGAUGUAUGGCUAGUGGAUCUGGACAGCAGUAGGGUGAUUGCCCCCUCCAAUGCAGAAGUGCUACCUAUCCUUCCAGAACCAGAAUCGUUAGAGUUGAAAAAACAUUUGAAACAGGCCCUCGCCAGCAUGAGUCUCAACACCCAGCCCAUCCUCAAUCUCGAGAAGUUCCACGAAGGCCAGGAGAUCCCCCUUCUCUUGGGAAGGCCUUCUAAUGACCUGCAGUCUACACCUUCCACCGAGUUCAACCCACUCAUCUAUGGCAACGAUGUGGAUUCUGUGGAUGUCGCAACCAGAGUGGCCAUGGUCCGUUUCUUCAACUCCCCCAACGUGCUGCAGGGCUUUCAGAUGCACACACGUACCCUGCGUCUCUUCCCCCGGCCCGUGGUAGCUUUCCAAGCCGGCUCCUUUCUAGCCUCACGUCCCCGGCAGACUCCUUUUGCUGAGAAACUGGCCAGGACUCAGGCUGUGGAGUACUUCGGAGAAUGGAUCCUCAACCCCACCAACUAUGCCUUUCAGCGGAUUCACAACAACACGUUCGAUCCAGCCCUGAUAGGCGACAAGCCGAAGUGGUACACCCACCAGCUGCAGCCCGUUCACUAUCGAGUGUACGACAGCAGUUCCCAUCUGGCCGAGGCGCUGAGCGUGCCUCCAGAGCACGACUCUGACUCUGACCCUACUGAGGACAGUGGCAGUGAUAGUAUGGAUUAUGAUGACUCAAGCUCUUCUUACUCUUCCCUUGGUGACUUUGUCAGUGAGAUGAUGAAAUGUGACAUCAAUGGUGAUACUCCUAAUGUGGAUCCUCUGACUCACGCGGCACUGGGAGAUGCCAGUGAGGUAGCUAUUGAUGAGCUGCAGAGCCAGAAGGAAGCAGAGGAACCCGGCCCGGACAGCGAGGACGCUCAGGAAAACCCCCCGCUGCGCUCCAGCUCCAGCACCACCGCCAGCAGUAGCCCCAGCACCGUUAUCCAUGGAGCCAGUUCUGAACCUGCCGACUCGACGGAGAUGGAUGAUAAGACAGCAGCAGGCGUCUCCACGUCCCUCCCCAGCGUGCCUCCCAGCAUUGGCAAAGCGAACGUGGACAGGCGUCAGACAGAAAUUGGCGAGGGGGCUCAAAAGCUGCCGCGGCCCAACAGCUUGAAACUGGCAAGCGACUCAGAUGCCGAGUCAGACUCUCGCGCGAGCUCGCCCGCCUCCACCGUCUCCAACAACAGCACUGAGGGCUUCGGGGGGAUCAUGUCUUUCGCCAGCAGCCUGUAUCGGAACCACAGUACCAGCUUCAGUCUUUCAAAUCUCACGCUGCCUUCCAAAGGGGCGCGAGAGAAAACCACGCCCUUCCCCAGUCUGAAAGUAUUUGGGCUAAAUACUCUAAUGGAGAUUGUUACUGAAGCCGGCCCCGGGAGUGGUGAAGGGAACAGGAGGGCCUUAGUGGACCAGAAGUCAUCGGUCAUUAAACACAGCCCAACAGUGAAAAGAGAGCCUCCGUCACCUCAGGGCCGAUCCAGCAAUUCUAGUGAGAGCCAGCAGUUCCUGAAGGAGGUGGUGCACAGCGUGCUGGACGGCCAGGGAGUCGGCUGGCUCAACAUGAAGAAGGUGCGGCGGCUGCUGGAGAGCGAGCGGCUGAGAGUCUUUGUCCUGAGCAAGCUGAGCCGCACGGCGCAGCCAGAGGACGGGGCCCGGCAGGACAUCAUCCCAGACGUGGAGGUCAGUCGGAAGGUGUACAAGGGCAUGUUAGACCUGCUCAAGUGCACGGUCCUCAGCCUGGAGCAGUCCUACGCCCACGCGGGGCUGGGUGGCAUGGCCAGCAUCUUUGCGCUCCUGGAGAUCGCCCAGACCCACUACUAUAGUAAAGAACCAGACAAGCGGAAGAGAAGUCCCACAGAGAGUGCAAAUACACCAGUUGGCAAGGAUCCUGGCCCGGCUGGGCGGGGGGACCCCAAGGCCAUGGCACAGCUGAGAGUCCCCCAGCUGGGCCCUCGGGCACCAAGUGCCUCAGGAAAGAGUCCCAAGGAACUGGACACCAGAAGUCUAAAGGAGGAGAACUUCGUAGCAUCUAUCGAAUUGUGGAACGAGCACCAGGAAGUGAAAAAGCAAAAAGCUUUGGAAAAACAGAGGCCUGAAGUAAUCAAACCCACCUUUGACCUUGGUGAGACAGAGGAGGAAAAGUCCCAAGUCAGCGCAGACAGUGGCGUGAGCCCGACAUCUUGUGCUCAGAGGACCGAUCCAGAUUCUGUCAUUGGUGUGAGUCCAGCCGUGAUGAUCCGAAGCUCAAGUCAGGACUCUGAAGUUAGCACCGUGGUAGGGGAACACCACGCUGGCAUCUUGGUGAGUAAUAGCUCUGGAGAGACCCUUGGAGCGGACAGUGACCUGAGCAGCAAUGCAGGUGAUGGGCCAGGCGGUGAGGGCAGCACCCACUUGGCAGGCUCUAGAGGCACUUUGUCUGAUAGUGAAAUUGAAACCAACUCUGCCACCAGUGCCAUCUUUGGUAAAGCCCACAGCUUGAAGCCAAGUGUAAAGGAGAAGCUGGUGGGCAGCCCAGUUCGCUUCUCUGAAGAUGUAAGCCAGCGAGUCUACCUCUACGAGGGACUCCUAGGAAGGGACAAAGGAUCGAUGUGGGACCAGUUAGAGGAUGCUGCUAUGGAGACCUUUUCUAUAAGCAAAGAGCGUUCUACUUUAUGGGACCAGAUGCAGUUCUGGGAAGAUGCGUUCUUAGAUGCUGUGAUGUUGGAGAGAGAAGGGAUGGGUAUGGACCAGGGUCCCCAGGAAAUGAUAGACAGGUACCUGUCCCUAGGAGAACAUGACCGGAAGCGCCUAGAGGAUGAUGAAGACCGUUUGCUGGCCACGCUUUUGCACAACCUCAUCUCCUACAUGCUGCUGCUGAAGGUAAAUAAGAAUGAUAUCCGGAAGAAGGUGAGGCGCCUGAUGGGAAAGUCGCAUAUUGGGCUUGUGUACAGCCAGCAAAUCAACGAAGUGCUUGACCAGCUGGCAAACCUGAACGGACGAGAUCUCUCUAUCCGGUCCAGUGGCAGCCGGCACAUGAAGAAGCAGACAUUUGUGGUACAUGCGGGGACAGACACAAAUGGAGAUAUCUUUUUCAUGGAGGUGGGUGACGAGUGCGUGGUGCUGCGUAGUAACGUCGGGACGGUGUACGAGCGCUGGUGGUACGAGAAGCUCAUCAACAUGACCUACUGUCCCAAGACCAAGGUGCUAUGCUUGUGGCGUAGAAACGGCUCUGAGACCCAGCUCAACAAAUUCUAUACCAAGAAGUGUCGGGAGCUGUACUACUGCGUGAAGGACAGCAUGGAGCGGGCCGCCGCCCGACAGCAGAGCACCAAACCCGGGCCGGAGCUGGGUGGCGAGUUCCCUGUGCAGGACAUGAAGACUGGCGAGGGCGGCUUGCUGCAGGUCACCCUAGAAGGGAUCAAUCUCAAGUUCAUGCACAACCAGGUUUUCAUAGAGCUGAAUCACAUUAAAAAGUGCAAUACAGUUCGAGGCGUCUUUGUCCUGGAGGAAUUUGUUCCUGAAAUUAAAGAAGUGGUGAGCCACAAGUACAAGACACCGAUGGCCCACGAGAUCUGCUACUCUGUGUUGUGUCUCUUCUCAUAUGUGGCUGCUGUUCGUAGCAGUGAGGAAGAUCUCAGAACCCCACCCCGGCCCGUCUCUAGCUGAUGGAGAGGGGUUAAGGCUGCCCCAGCCCAGGGGCCGUCCCUUGCCUCUCGCUGUUCCCAAGUGCACGAUGCUGCUGUGACUGCCAAGUGGGUGGCGCGUGUGUGUUCUCUGCAAGCCCCCUCGCUCAGGCUUAGAUGGGUCCCAGUUCUGUGUGUCUCAGUGUCUUAGCGUGUCUCACGGGGCCGAGCUAGUCUCUUCCAGCUUCUCCCUCUCCACCCCCAAAAGACCGUCCUCCCGUCCCCUCGGGGCUCAAAAGUACGUGUGUGUCUGUCUGUCGGGCCAACGGCUUCUAAGA
This is a messenger RNA of Kogia breviceps (pygmy sperm whale), 5370 nucleotides long. Lineage: Eukaryota; Metazoa; Chordata; Mammalia; Artiodactyla; Physeteridae. The record is from RefSeq and is a predicted model, not a curated record.